AUGUCUUUCCUCGUGUCGCCCGCAAGACGGUCCGCCGCUUCCGUCCUCUCUCACCGCGCAUUCUCGACCAGUCGACCUUCUCAGCUCGCCCGCCUAACGCUGGUCGGUCGCCUUGGUGCGGACCCCGAGCUGGUUGAGACCGGCAAGGGACAAAUAGUCAGAUACGUCGUUGGUACAAGUUAUGGUCCCAAGGACAACAGACAAACAUCGUGGUUCCGCGUCGCAAGCUUCGCACCGGAGGGACCUGGCAGAGAUUAUGUGUUGGGCUUGAACAAGGGAACACUAGUUUAUCUUGAAGGUGAUGCCACAAUGCGCACAUUCGAGGACUCGGAUGGCAAGAAACAAAGCGCCUUGAACGUGGUACAGACCAAAGUGGAGGUCCUGAAGAGACAGCAACCUAAAGAGGACGAUAUUGAGACAGACAGUGUUACUGGAAUCGGACCCUGA
Exophiala viscosa is the source of this 447-nucleotide messenger RNA. RefSeq lists its product as uncharacterized. The transcript is spliced from 2 exons. The coding region runs from base 1 to 447 and encodes 148 amino acids. Gene Ontology annotation, molecular function: single-stranded DNA binding. Gene Ontology annotation, biological process: positive regulation of helicase activity; mitochondrial DNA replication. The record is from RefSeq and is a predicted model, not a curated record. Gene Ontology annotation, cellular component: mitochondrial nucleoid. NCBI's taxonomy places the organism in Eukaryota, Fungi, Ascomycota, Eurotiomycetes, Chaetothyriales, Herpotrichiellaceae.